This is a messenger RNA of Temnothorax curvispinosus, 459 nucleotides long. RefSeq lists its product as uncharacterized. Gene Ontology annotation, molecular function: nucleic acid binding. NCBI's taxonomy places the organism in Eukaryota, Metazoa, Arthropoda, Insecta, Hymenoptera, Formicidae. Bases 1 to 459 code for a protein of 152 amino acids. The record is from RefSeq and is a predicted model, not a curated record. The transcript is spliced from 2 exons.
AUGAAAGCGUCGGUGGUGGAGAGAUUCAAUCGCACGCUGAAAAACGACAUGUGGAAGCUCUUCACGCUCCAGGGAUCGUACAGAUGGAUAGACUCGCUGCCGCGACUCUUGUCGAAUUACAAUCGUCGCAGACACAGAACGAUUCGAAUGCGUCCAGCGGACGUGACGCCCACCGUCGCCGAACAACUGCUGCGCACCGGCUACACUCCAAAUUGGACCACCGAGAUCUUUCGCAUAGCCAAAGUACAAAGGACCAAUCCCGUUAUGUAUCUGUUGAAAGACGUUCGCGGAGAAGCGAUAGCCGGAGGAUUCUACAAACACGAAUUGCUACGCGUCUCCAAUCCCGACGUUUAUCUCGUGGAAAAAGUCCUGCGCAAGCGCGGCAAUCGAGCGUUCGUGAAGUGGCUGGGAAUGGACAGUUCGCAUAAUUCGUGGAUAGAUAAGGCGUCUGUGUUGUAA